AUGCUAUUGAAAUUCGGAAUAAAUGGCUCUUUCUUUGUGGUGAUAAUAUUACUGACUUACAGUUCUUCUCAUAAAUGGUUCGAUUUCUGUGCUUGGUUUUCGAUAGUAAAUAUUAAACUGAAAAUUACUAAAAGUGGAAAUGUUGAAAUAUCAAGAUUCAUAAUAUUUUCCAAAAUGGAUGUUAUUACACCACAAAGUUUGGGAACAUAUGAAGCAUUUUAUGAAAAAAGUAAAAGAAUUCAACCCUUAAAAGUGGGCCCGUACAUUUUUAGACUAGAACUUGAUCCUCCGAACAAUGAACUUUUAGAAAAAGCUAAAAAUGAACUUAACGAAUCAAUUCACACUGUGAAUAAGGGACUGGCUGAAAUAAGAGAAUUACUUCAAGGUGAACCUGAACUCAAUGUUCCCGAUGACGAUUAUUUUUUGACAAAAUUUUUGAGACCCUUUAAAUGGCAUGCAAAAUCAGCUUUUGAAAUGAUAAAACAUCUCUAUCAUUACCAUCAAAAGUAUCCUGUUUAUAACGAUGAUUUAACGCCAAUGAAUGAUCGAGACGUAUUAACAUCCGGAGUAGUUGCACCACUUCCAGUACGCACUAGUGACGGCUGUAGAUUAUUUCUACUUCAAGGAGGUACUAGAUGGGAUCCAAGUAAAAUAUCAUUAACUCAAAUCUUGAGAGGCAUGAAAUUGCUUAGCGAAUGCGCUGUUUUUGAACCUACAACUCAGAUUUGUGGAGUCCGUAUAUUGUUUGAUUUGGGUGGAUUAACUUUAUCUCAUGCGAUAUGUUUUACACCAAGUUAUGCAAAAGCAGUGCUUGAAUGGGUACAGAAAUGUUUUCCUGGCAGAGUGAAGAGCAUACAUUUUAUCAAUAAUCCCUUUCUGUUCAAUAUGGUUUUCGCUCUGUUCAAACCUUUUUUGACGGAAAAACUGCGUAAAAGAAUACACUUUCAUGGUGCAGACAAAGAAUCGCUGUUAAAAUUGGUUGAUCGCAAAGCUGUACCAAAGUAUAUGGGAGGAGACUUGGAUGUGCCAAUUCAACCACUUGGAAAGCCGGUAUGGGAAUAUUAUUGCAAUUUUCAAGAAGAAUUCGAAGGCAGCGAAACUUGGGUAUCCGAAGAAAAAGUAACAUUCUCGUCAAGCUAUUUGAUUUUCAUAUAUUCUUGCGGUAUAAGUACAAUCUUGAUUUUUGCUUAUUUUUCACUAAAUAUCUUAUACUCCUUCAUCUCUUUUCAGUACUACAUAACUAUUAUAUCAAAUACAUCUAAAAUUGAUUUUACACAACAUAAACAUUCGUUGAUAAAAAAAAGUUUGUGCCUGCACAUCCCUUCAUGUUAUAAAACUAAUUUUCAGAGAGCUAUUAAUACAUUUGAAAUUAUUUUAUAUGAUAAAAAUUUACAGAUCACGUAUAAUUUCUUAAAACUGAAUUCAUCAGAUACUAAAUUUAAAACAUUGUUCUUCGAAAUUAAUAUUUUUGUGUUACUCGAUAGGACGAAUAGUUAUUGUAUCAAAAACUCUUUAUGGUCUGUUGAAUAUAUAUUUGAUUUAACAUAA
Molecule: messenger RNA, 1548 nt
Organism: Cotesia congregata
Lineage: Eukaryota; Metazoa; Arthropoda; Insecta; Hymenoptera; Braconidae
Source: the annotation of a GenBank genome assembly